Aspergillus bombycis is the source of this 1611-nucleotide messenger RNA. Its product is annotated as cytochrome P450. The transcript has 3 exons. Gene Ontology annotation, molecular function: monooxygenase activity; heme binding; iron ion binding. The record is from RefSeq and is a predicted model, not a curated record. NCBI's taxonomy places the organism in Eukaryota, Fungi, Ascomycota, Eurotiomycetes, Eurotiales, Aspergillaceae. Bases 1 to 1611 code for a protein of 536 amino acids.
AUGACGGGACUUCCCUGGGCGACGGUCUAUAUCGCCAUUGCUGGAUAUGCAAUCGCCAAGUCAACCUUCGGCAAUUUCAUCUUUCUAUCAGUCCUGGUCUCUCUGCUCAAAGUUUUCUAUAAUUGGGUGCUGUACCCAGACUUUUUCACGCCUAUCAAGAAAAUUCCAUCACCUGCCGGUCGAUCAUGGCUCACGGGCAACUCCGACACAGUCUUUUUGGAGGCGCCUUUUGAGCAUAUGCAUAGAUGGCUGGAAAAUGUGCCAAACAACGGGUUGAUCCGCUACUACGUCUCGAUUAACCUAGAGCGCAUCUUACCAGUGGGCCCACAAGCUUUGAAAGAGAUUCUGGUCACCAAGUCGUACGACUUUCCGAAACCUGAAUUUAUCAGAGCAAGCCUCAAACGUUUAGCCGGGGAACACGGCUUGCUCCUUGUGGAAGGGGACGAUCAUAAGAAAUCAAAAAAGAACCUUCUUCCAGCAUUUGCUUAUCGCCAUGUUAAAGAGAUGUAUCCGAUUUUCUGGUCAAAGAGUAUCGAAAUGGUGAGAGUAAUGGACGAAGACCUGCGGAAAAAGGCUGAUCCAACGGAUAAUGUCCUCCGGAUGGGAGCAUACGCCAGUAGGGCGGCGCUUGAUAUCGUUGGCGUUGCUGGAAUGGAUCAUGACUUUCAAUCUCUUCGUGACCCUAACAACAAACUCGUGAGAACGUAUCAGAACCUUAUGAGUGAACCGCCAUUGUACAUGAAGAUUAUUUUCCUCCUGACGCUACUUCUGGGUGACCCUGCCUUCGUCCAUGACCUGCCACUCGAGAGGAACAGGAGUAUUGAGCGAAGUUCUGAAACCAUCCGAGAUGUGGCACGGCAGAUGAUCCGGCAGAAGAGAGCGAAAUGGGAAAGUGGAUCCUCCACCUCAGAGGAUAUUGAUAUUGUCUCGGUUGCCCUGCGGAGCGGGAAAUUCACCGAGGAGGAGCUGGUAGACCAAAUGAUGACCUUCUUAGGAGCCGGACAUGAAACCACAUCAACUGCCUUACAGUGGUGUGUGUACGUCUUAUGCAAACACCCGGAUAUACAGACCCGACUCCGGGAAGAGAUCCGUGCAAACCUCCCGCCUAUCUCGACGGAGAACCCCGAGCAGCCUGCUGCUGCCGAUAUCGAUAAUCUCCCAUAUCUCAACGCAUUCUGUAAUGAAGUCCUUCGCUUUCACCCGUCUGUACCUGCUACUAUUCGCAGUGCUAGUCGAGACACAACGAUCAUUGGCGAGCCCAUUCCGAAGGGCACAUUGUUUCUGAUUGCCCCCGAAAUCAUCAAUAAGAGCAAAGAGCUUUGGGGCCCCGACGCCGACAAGUUCGACCCAGAACGCUGGCUAGGCCCUGGUCGGGCUAACAAUGGUGGUGCCGACAGUAAUUAUGCCAACCUUACGUUCCUACACGGACCACGGAGUUGCAUCGGCCAGGGAUUCGCCAAAGCAGAGCUGGCCUGCAUGGUAGCAGUGGUUGUAGGAAAGUACCAAAUGGAGCUGAAGGAUCCAAAUGCUCCACUCGAAGUACGACAACAAGCGACCGUUUGCCCUAAGGACGGGGUGCUUGCUAAAUUUACUACAAUAGAGGGGUGGUGA